Molecule: messenger RNA, 1875 nt
Organism: Suillus fuscotomentosus
Lineage: Eukaryota; Fungi; Basidiomycota; Agaricomycetes; Boletales; Suillaceae
Exons: 5
Coding region: 1-1875 (624 amino acids)
Source: RefSeq, a predicted model, not a curated record
AUGGUACGCACAACCCUCAAAGCACGCAGCAUUGGGCGAGUCGGUAGACCUAAAUCCAAAGGCAAAGGCAAACUUGUACGCAUGGAAAAGGGCGCCGCUACUGCUAGGCUCAACUCUGCAGCCAUGCCACUCCGCCAGCCCCUUACUUCAUUUGCAAUUCCGCUUGUUCACGCCGAGAUUGUAAUGGACGACUCGCUAAAGAACAACAAUAAUAAGAUCACAUACGGGGAGCCACAAGAGACCGAGUUCAUCCGGGUCGAAAACAGGGAGUCAUACAAAAUGUGCAGGAUUCCAGUGUUUGAGGGUGGGAAGAAGCGAGGGUUUGUACCGCUACCCCUGAGGUACAGGGAUGUCUGGCUAGAACUUUCUUACAAUAUCGUACUGUGCACUAACAUAUGGGAGCUUUGGCUGGAGGAGGGUAAGAAGAAGUCGAAAGGAAAGAAGGCGAGCAUGGUGGCGACUUGCCGAAAGAACACAGGGUCAAUGCUUGUCCAACACAUGCUCACUAGGCGGUUGGUUGUGGAGCAGUUGCUGAAGUUGGAUUAUCUUACGGAACCUGGCAAAGAGAGCGUCCCACUUUUGGACGAAUGGAAGAUUCGCAUGUGUCGUGAUUGGUGGAACAAGAGUUAUGAUGAGGCUUUCGCUGAAGGGCGCGAAUUCCUGUCAGCGGAUCCUGUGACAGCUGCAAACAAGGCAUUCUUUGAAAAAGGAUGGGAUAUCGAUGAAAAAGGGAAGGAAUCAUUGUUGUCCCCCCCAGAUCCAGCUGCCUGGAUCAACGGACGUGUUGAAGGAAUUCACAAAAUAUUUGCACAAGUCAUCAUGCCUCAGGCCUUGAACGAGUUGAAGAAGCCUGGGGCAUUCCACGAGACUAGACAUUUGGAAGGAGGAGAGCUGCCAGGACGCUGGCACGAGAGACACGAUCCUUGUCCUUACUUCUGGAGUGAAGCGCAAUGGGAGUGGUACAGCGAAGGACACAAUUUUUCGGACACCCCAAUCGCCUUCUUCAACUUUGUCCUCAGGAAAGAGCCGAGCUAUGCAAAUGUCAAAGAAUUUGAGCAUGACGUCAAGAGCAUUGCCAACAUCAUUUUCGCUAACAGUGAAAGAAAUGGCUGUGAAAAUAUCCAGGAGAUUGUGGGUGGACUCUGGCUAGGCGAGAUGACCUGGAGGGAAUUCGUGGAUUACCUGAGGCAGAAAUGGCAUUUGAAUGAUGAUUCCUGCAAGCCUUGGGAAAAAAAGGACGAAAAAAACCCUUUCAAUAGCUUGGAAGCACAGUUGAUCUUCCAAGGAUUCGUGCGCCGGGGCUCCGAGAAAAGAGAUUGGAACCCUAAGGAUCAGAUCCUAUGGGAAUCUUUGUUGAGAAUGAGUCCAAAAGAAUACGAGCCGGUAUGGAAGAGGGUCGUGAAGACGAUUUUGGAAGAGGAGAGCUCUGUAGGUGACGUGUUGAAGGAUGCGGGGAAUUGGUCGCACCAUUCUAAAUCUGUGGAGGAUAGCGAAACGGGUCAGGUAGAAAAUCAAGCUCAGCCUCAAGUUUGUCUUGAACAAGUUGAUCGCGCCGACGCCUCUGCGAAUUUCAACCAGUCGCCUCCCAAAACAUCCGAGAAGCAGUCCACACUAUCUCACCAACUGCUACCCAUCUAUGAAUGGAUGCUUGCGUACGUUCAGAAAACCAUCUCCUUGGAAACAUUUGAAGAGAAACUCAGGAGCUCCUUGUCGAAUGAGCACGAGAAAGGCAUCCAACAGUUCCUUGAUGACAUUCGUGCAAUUCCCCCUGGGAAUGACGUAGCAUCAAAGGAUGCCCUGGAUUCGUUUGUCAACCGCGUCAAGGCACUAGAAGCUAGGAGAGAGGCUGGACGGUUGCAUAAUAAUCUCCUCUGA